Polypterus senegalus (gray bichir) is the source of this 4357-nucleotide messenger RNA. RefSeq names its product VPS18 core subunit of CORVET and HOPS complexes (gene vps18). Gene Ontology annotation, molecular function: protein-macromolecule adaptor activity. Gene Ontology annotation, cellular component: HOPS complex; endosome. The record is from RefSeq and is a predicted model, not a curated record. The transcript is spliced from 5 exons. Bases 331 to 3267 code for a protein of 978 amino acids. NCBI's taxonomy places the organism in Eukaryota, Metazoa, Chordata, Cladistia, Polypteriformes, Polypteridae. Gene Ontology annotation, biological process: lysosome organization; organelle fusion; endosome organization.
GAUACAUCACAUGAUUCGGCGAGGUCAGCUGAUAGCGAUACAUUUUGUUGUUUGGAAUUACGGAUGCAUGACAUUUUUUAUUAUAUUCUGACAAGCUAGACAGCGUGCGUUGUCGUGUCAUAUAACCGCUCUUCCAUCAUUACUGCAGGACGCAAUCGGUGAUGCGCUGUUGUUAGGGGGCGCAAAAGCUCGAAGAAGUUACACCUGAAAGAGGAACUGCUCUGCAAGACGGCCUUGCAGGCUUUGAGCUAGAUGUUGUAAAAAAUACGGAACGUUUCAAACAGGACAGUAACCUUUCUGAAUUCGGGCUGUAUACACCCUUUUUUACAGAUGGCAUCCAUUCUGGAAGAAUACGAGUAUUCUCAGAGCUCCCGACACAGUGCACUACAGCAAAGCCGUCUCUCCGCGUCCAACAUUGGGAUUGCGCACUCGGGGUUUGUAAAUGCUCGAUUGGAAGAAGAGAAACCAAUCUUCACAAAACAGAGGAUUGACUUCACUCCACCUGAGAAGAUUAACCACUUGACUGUGUGUAACAACCAGCUCUGCAUGAGCCUUGGGAAGGACACCCUGCUGAGAAUUGACCUAGGAAAGCCCGAUCAGCCAAAUCAGAUUGAAAUUGGACGCAAAGAUGAUGCAAAGGUAUACAAUUUGUUCUUGGAUACAACUGGUUCUCAUCUGGUGAUCAGCCUCAACACAAAUGAAAGUCUUUAUCUGAAUAGAAAUACCCAAAAAAUACGAAGUUUGUCCCGAUGGAAAGGUCACCUCAUUGAGAGCAUUGGAUGGAACAAAUUUCUGGGCACAGAGGCCAACACUGGACCAAUUCUGGUCGGAACAAAUCAGGGUCACAUUUAUGAGGCUGAAAUUUCAACUUCAGAAGGAAGCCUUUUCAGUACAAACCCAGACCAAUAUUUUCGACAGGUGCACAUACUAGAUGAAGAUGGCAGCCCAGCACCAGUCUGCAGCUUGGAGAUUGAGCGUGGGAUUGAAUCAAAAUAUUUUAUCAUAGCAACCACGAGAAAGCGCUUGUUUCAGUUUGUUGGCAGGGUACCUGAAGGAUCAGAGCAGCAGGGUUUCAGCUCAAUUUUCAAUCAAAAUGCGGACCAUUUCCCCAGUUUUCAGGAGUUUCCAGCGAACUUAGGCUAUAGUGAAAUAGCAUUUUACACUCCUAAGCUACGUACUUCUCCAAGAUCAUUUGCUUGGAUGAUGGGCAAUGGUGUUCUUUAUGGAACUGUUGACUACGGGCGUCCUGAUUCUCUGUUGAGUGAUGUCCAGGUCUGGGAAUAUCCCACAGACAUUGACUUCAAUUUCAACAAGCCUAUUUCUAUUGUCCUCACACAGUUCCACUUUUUACUGCUGCUGCCAGAUCGAGUGAAAGCGGUUUGCAUACUAAAUGGACAAGUUGUAUUUGAGGAUGUUUUUCCAGAUAAGUUUGGUUCCUUGAAAAAGAUGAUUAAAGAUUUUGCAGUUGGGUUAAUUUGGAUCUACACAGAAAAAGCAGUUUUUCGUUACCAUAUUCAAAGAGAAUCAAGGGAUGUGUGGCAGAUGUAUAUGAGCAUGGGGAAAUUUGAUUUGGCCAAAGAGUACUGCAAAGACAGGCCAGAGUGCCGUGACAUUGUAUUGGCCAAAGAAGCAGAGAACUGCUUUCAGAACAAGAAAUAUAUUGAAAGUGCUAAGUGUUACGCUCUUACUCAGAAUUACUUUGAAGAGAUUGCAUUGAAAUUUAUUGAGGCCAAACAAGAGGAAGCACUUAAAGAGUUCCUGUUAAAGAAACUCAAAAACCUAAAGCAAGGAGAGAAGACUCAGAUCACACUUCUGGUGACAUGGCUUGCUGAGCUUUACUUAAACAGACUGGGCACUUUGGAGGCAGAUGAGACCAAACGCUGCCAGUUUUUAGACUCUCGAGAUGAGUUUCGCAGUUUCCUCCGUGACUCCAAAAUUAAAGAAUGUCUGUAUAACAACAGAUCCACCAUUUAUGAUCUUCUGGCCAGUCACGGUAAUGUAGAAGACAUGGUGUUUUUUUCAGUAAUUAUGCAGGACUAUGAGAGAGUUAUCUCUCACUACUGUCAACAUGACGAGUAUGAUGAAGCAAUUGAUAUUUUGUCUAAACAUCGAGAUGAAACUCUCUUUUACAAGUUCUCUCCAGUACUCAUGCAGCAUAUUCCCAAGAAAGUUGUGGAUGCCUGGAUUCAGAUGGGAAACAGACUUGAUGCAAAGAAACUAAUUCCUGCUCUUGUAAACUACAGCCAGAUUGGAAGCACACAGCAGAUCAAUGAAACAAUACGCUACAUGGAAUUCUGCGUGUAUCAGCUGGCGGUGACGGAUGAAGCAAUUCAUAACUAUCUUUUAUCUCUGUAUGCCAAAUAUAAGCCAGAGGCUUUGCUAUGGUAUCUAGAGCAAGCAGGAACACACUCCUCAGACAUUCACUACGACCUGAAGUACGCCUUGCGACUGUGUGCUGAACAUGGACAUCAUAAAGCCUGUGUCCAUGUGUACAAGAUAAUGGAGCUCUACGAAGAGGCCGUGGAUUUAGCAUUGCAGGUGGAUGUUGACCUGGCCAAGUCAUGUGCAGACCUGCCCGAGGAUGACGAAGAGCUGCAGAAGAAAUUAUGGCUAAAAAUCGCCCGUCAUGUGGUUCAAGAGGAAAAAGAUGUUAGAAAAGCCAUGAACUGUCUGUCCAGCUGCAAUCUUCUCAAAAUUGAAGAUAUUUUACCAUUCUUUCCUGACUUUGUCACCAUUGAUCACUUCAAGGAAGCUAUUUGUAUUUCCCUGGAAGAAUACAACAAGCACAUUGAGGAGCUAAAGCAAGAAAUGGAGGAGGCUACAGAGAGUGCAAAACGAAUAAGAGAAGACAUCCAGGAGAUGAGGAACAAGUAUGGGAUGGUAGAUUCUCAAGAUAAAUGUGCCGUCUGUGAUUUCCCCUUGCUAAACCGCCCUUUUAACUUAUUUUUAUGUGGCCAUAUGUUUCACUGUGACUGCCUUUACCAAGAGGUUUAUCCUCAGUUAUCUAAACACAAACGGAGCAAACUUGAUGAGCUGCAGAAAAAGUUGUUAGCGACUAGCCAGGUCACUAAGUCAAGACGUCCAAAAAAAGAAGAUGACACAACAAGUCUUGGCAAAGGCCAAGAGAGCCGGGAGCAAAUUAAGUCGGACAUUGAUGAUAUCAUUGCAGCCGAGUGUGUGUACUGUGGAGAGCUGAUGAUUAAAUCCAUUGAUAAACCUUUUAUUGACAAGCAAAAAUACGAGGAAGAGAAACUAAGUUGGCUAUAAUACUGUUGAGAUAACCUGAACUGCAGUGGUGACACAUUACCAUUAUGCCAUAUUUGCCUGCCUGCUAAAUGUUUACAGGAUAUUGUACAUCUCUCUGUUUCUCUCUCCUGAGUAAGGAAUUCUGGAAGGAAAUGAAAGAAAAAAAUAAAAAGUAUACACACACUUAUGCAAUUGCAAGUAGAGCUUGUUUUAGGACAUGCGGUUAAGCAGUUACACUACGUUGUUAUUUAUUCAAUUUUUAAUAUGAUACAUAUUAUAUAAAGAACAGAGGAGAGGAUGAUGGCGGUUUACAAUGUGACCAUGUAAUGUUUCUAAUUGGUCACUUUGUGUUUUCCAGCCUCAUUUAAUUAUUUCAAUUCAUCAGGAUAGGUUGAGUGAAGGAAACCGAUCAUGCCUUUUGGUUUGUUUUGAUCUUCUCAGCUUUGAACCGUACAGCUCACCUGGCUCUAAUUUUCUACUCAUUAACAUUGGCUCCUCAGUUCUGCCUUUCCUCCAUUUAAGGCAGGACACACUUCCAGUGUCAAAACCCAUCCAGUUUCCAGACAUUUUUCAAAAAGAUAAUCUAAAACGACACUGUGCAACUUCUUCAUCAUUUUCCAAGUCUGUUAGGAUUGGUUAACUCACAUGAAUGCCUGCGCAUUGCAAAUAGUGAUACUGUGACACUUUGUUCGCUGUUUACUAGCUUUGUUCAUACAUACAGUACUCCAGUAUUGGAAAUUUCUGAGAAUCUACUGUACACUAGAUGUCAGCUUGGGAAAAUGCAGGGUCUCCUUUUGUAGGGUUCUUUAUUAUAAUGUUUUGCCCACGCCUCCCAUCAACCAUUGGGUUUACCGGUAAUUGUCUACGGUAGUCUACACACAGUGUGUCAAGGAAGGGAGGUCAUUGGCUGCUCAGGAGCCCUGCUAAUUUUCCCAGAUCUCUGGAUUGCUGACUUUUGCACAAGAGCUCGAGUUUCGCUUUUUCUGCUGCCUUUUGAACUAACAGUCAAGAUGUAACCAAGACUAACUAGAUCUGCUGUAUAUAUUAUGUCUUGUAAAUAUUUCAUAAUAAAAAUGAACAGAACUGCAAAUUGUUCUGUUUUUAAUUAUGA